AUGGCGACAAACCCAAAUGCCAUCAACGUGAACGACCCCGGGCUGAUCACUCUCGUAAACAAGCUCCAGGAUGUCUUCACCACAGUCGGGGUCCAAAAUCCCAUAGACUUGCCUCAGAUCGCUGUCGUAGGAUCGCAGUCCAGCGGAAAGAGUUCAGUGCUUGAGAACAUUGUUGGAAGAGACUUCCUGCCCCGAGGAACUGGUAUUGUUACUCGAAGACCACUCAUUCUCCAACUCAUCAACCGCGCAUCCUCGCAACCGAACGGCACUACCGAAGGAGCAAAGACAACAGACCAGGAGAACAAUUCCGACGAGUGGGGCGAGUUCCUGCACAUUCCUGGCCAGAAGUUCCACGACUUCAGCAAGAUACGGGACGAGAUUGUAAGGGAGACAGAGUCCAAGACUGGUCGAAAUGCUGGUAUCUCGCCUGCACCCAUCAACUUGAGAAUAUACUCGCCAAAUGUCCUCACGCUCACGCUGGUCGACUUGCCCGGUCUAACAAAGGUGCCUGUCGGUGAUCAGCCAAGGGAUAUUGAACGUCAGAUCCGAGAGAUGGUUCUCAAGCAGAUCAGCAAGCCCAAUGCCAUCAUUCUCGCUGUCACCGCUGCGAAUACCGAUUUGGCCAAUUCCGACGGUCUGAAGCUGGCUCGUGAAGUAGACCCUGAGGGACAACGAACCAUUGGUGUUUUGACCAAGGUAGAUCUGAUGGACGAAGGAACCGACGUCGUAGACAUCCUUGCCGGUCGCAUUAUUCCAUUGCGGUUGGGCUACGUACCAGUUGUCAACCGAGGACAGAGGGACAUCGAGAACAAAAAGGCCAUCUCAUACGCGCUCGAGCACGAGAGGCAAUAUUUCGAGAACCACAAGGCAUACCGCAACAAGGCAGCAUACUGCGGUACACCUUACUUGGCGCGGAAGCUGAAUUUGAUCCUUAUGAUGCAUAUCAAACAGACUCUCCCCGAUAUCAAAGCUCGCAUCGCUUCGUCGCUACAAAAGUAUCAGGCAGAACUUUCGUCGCUGGGCAACUCCAUGCUCGGCAACAGCUCCAACAUUGUCCUAAACAUGAUCACAGAAUUCACCAACGAAUACCGGGGAGUGCUAGAGGGCAACAACCAAGAGCUUUCCGCAGUUGAACUUUCAGGUGGAGCCCGUAUCUCUUUCGUCUACCACGAAUUGUACGCCAAUGGUGUAAAGGCCGUUGAUCCCUUCGAUCAGGUCAAAGACAUGGACAUCCGGACCGUUCUCUACAACUCGUCUGGUUCAUCUCCCGCGCUGUUCGUUGGUACUACUGCUUUCGAACUCAUUGUGAAGCAGCAAAUCAAGCGACUAGAAGAACCUAGCUUAAAGUGUGUCAGUCUCGUCUAUGAUGAGUUGAUUAGGAUCCUCAGCCAACUUCUCAACAAGAACGCUUUCCGCAGAUACCCAGGAUUGAAAGAGAAGCUGCACCAGGUCGUUGUUAGCUUCUUUAAGAAGGCCAUGGAGCCCACCAACAAGCUCGUAAAGGAUCUUGUCGCUAUGGAGUCGGUCUACAUCAACACUGGUCACCCUGACUUCAUCAACGGUUCGCGUGCUAUGGCGAUUGUACAUGAGCGACACAAUAGCAGUAGGCCUCAGCAAGUAGACCCCAAGACUGGAAAACCACUCCCACCUAGUGUCCCGCCGCGGUCGAUAUCUCCAUCGCUCGAUCCUAAUGAGGGCGGUGGCUUCUUUGGCUCAUUCUUCGCUAGCAAGAACAAGAAGAAGAUGGCAGCUAUGGAGCCUCCGCCCCCUACACUGAAGGCUUCAGGCACCCUUUCCGAAAAGGAGUCGCAAGAAGUUGAAGUUAUCAAACUACUGAUCACCUCAUACUUCAACAUUGUCCGUCGAACAAUGAUCGAUAUGGUACCCAAGGCCAUUAUGCUGAACCUUGUCCAGUGGACCAAGGAGAACAUGCAAGGCGAGCUUCUCACCAACAUGUACAAGACAGACGAGCUCGACGAGCUACUGAAGGAGUCAGAGUACACUGUCAAGAGGCGGAAGGACUGCCAGCAGAUGGUGGAGAGCUUGUCCAAGGCGCAGGAGAUUGUGAAUCAAGUGCACACCAGAGCGGCCAUGCUGCUCCCACGAAUAUUUGCGCCUGUCCGCGCAUCGUUAGCGACAUCGACGACGUUCAUCGCCCCAUCUACCCGUGUUCUCGAUGCCCUCCGCGCAGCCAAUGGCACCUCGGCCCCUACCCCGGUCCUCUCCUUCGUAAGACAUUCAGCGCAUCAGGCACAAGGACGAGCCAACGGAGCAAAAGAUGGGCCUGGAAAACGGUUAGGAGCCAAGAAGAGUGGAGGAGAGUAUGUUAUCCCAGGAAACAUCAUCUUCCGCCAACGAGGCACAGCGUGGUUUCCCGGCGAGAACUGCAAAUUCGGUCGCGAUCACUGCAUCUUCGCUACAGAGUCUGGUUAUGUCCGGUACUACCGUGACCCACGGAAACACCCAAAGAGACAGUACAUUGGUGUCGCCCUUGAGAAAGACCACACCCUUCCAUAUCCACCAAACGCGGCAAGGCGGAGACGACUAAACAUGCUCGCUGUUCCCAUCACAUCGCCCACAAACCCUUCUGCUGAUGCAGUCAUUGUAACCGAUCUACAAGUUGGCGACGGCACAGGCAGCCCAAGCAGCGUCCGCGAUACCCCGCGCGAAGCGACAAGGAAGGGAUUGACCUUGACCAAGGGCAAGGGAUACGCGUACCGCGAGGCCAACUGGCAGAUUGGACGUGCGGCAGAGAGAGCGGGUGUACAGGUCAAGGAGUUUGUGCCUGGCGACCGAUGGACAGCGUGGCGGAAGAGGAGCACAAGGAUCAAGGCUAACAUGGAGAGGAAGAGACUCAGGAACGCGGGCAAGAAGACUAGCAAGCCCAAGGCGAGGAAGGCGAGAGCGUAG
This is a messenger RNA of Alternaria burnsii, 2910 nucleotides long. RefSeq names its product vacuolar dynamin-like gtpase. The record is from RefSeq and is a predicted model, not a curated record. Gene Ontology annotation, biological process: peroxisome organization; translation. Gene Ontology annotation, cellular component: peroxisome; membrane; ribosome. Gene Ontology annotation, molecular function: microtubule binding; structural constituent of ribosome; GTPase activity. The transcript is spliced from 8 exons. NCBI's taxonomy places the organism in Eukaryota, Fungi, Ascomycota, Dothideomycetes, Pleosporales, Pleosporaceae. The coding region runs from base 1 to 2910 and encodes 969 amino acids.